CGCCAUUUUGAGGUGGAAACAUACGACAUACGACACGAAAAAAAAACAGAGCAUCAAAGUGUUUAUCAACGCUUAAGAAUUAAUUUACUUGUAUCUUUAUAAUGUUAAAGUUGGACGAUUUGAGAUCCUGUAUUUUGUAAAAGUUUGAUCAAGAGUCAGUGGAUGAGAUCAAACUCAUCAGAUUCUCCUGAUCUUCAUCAUGGCUGAUUCACAAGCAUCCAGAGAUGGAGAUUUCUCUCCAGGACGCAGUUCAGUCCAGCAGAAGAGACAAAACCCAGAGUCCAGCUGUGUGUCUGUGAAGAGUGACCGCUCUAUGGAUAAGCCAAUACGGUUUAAGAGUGGAGACACACGGCCUGAUCUCAGUUUUGAACCCAGUUCAGUCCAGCAGAAGAGACAAAACCCAGAGUCCAGCUGUGUGUCUGUGAAGAGUGACCGCUCUAUGGAUAAGCCAAUACGGUUUAAGAGUGGAGACAAACGACCUGAUCUCAGUUCAGUCCAGCAGAAGAGCUCAAACCCAGAGUCCAGCUGUGUGUCUGUGAAGAGUGACUGGUCUAUGGAUAAGCCACCAUUGUUUAAGAGUGGAGACACACGGCCUGAUCUCAGUUUUGAACCCAGUUCAGUCCAGCAGAAGAGACAAAAACCAGAGUCCAGCUGUCUGUCUGUGAAGAGUGACUGGUCUAUGGAUCAGCCAAUAAACUUCAAGAGUGGAGACAAACGGCCUGAUCUCAGGUCAAAUCUUCCAUCCAGACCAGUUAAAAACAAAACUGUGUUCAUGCCUGUGAUUCAACCACAAGACUUUCAUGAACGCAUGUGUCCUGGUUUCAGCCAUGACUCUAAAGCUGCUGAAGUCCUCAACACACUGAGAUCAAAUCUGAGACAGAAGUUUGAGUGUGUGUGUGAGGGAAUAUCAAAGCAGGGAAAGCCAACACUCCUGAAUGAGAUCUACACAGAGCUCUACAUCACAGAGAGUGGAAGUGGAGAGAUCAAUAAUGAGCAUGAGGUGAGACAGAUUGAGACACAGUCCAGGAGAGCAGAAACAGAGGACACACUGAUCAAAUGCAGUGACAUCUUUAGACCUUUACCUGGACAAGACAAACCCAUCAGAACUGUGCUGACAAAGGGAGUCGCUGGCAUUGGAAAAACAGUCUCUGUGCAGAAGCUCAUCCUGGACUGGGCUGAAGGGAAAGAGAAUCAGGACGUCCAGCUCAUAUUUCCACUGGCUUUCAGAGAGCUCAACUUGAUGAAGGACAAAACACUCAGUCUUUCAGAUCUUCUUCAUCGCUUCUUCCCUGAAAGCAGAGAAAUGGCCAUAUCCAGUGAUGAGUAUAAAGUGCUGUUCAUCUUUGAUGGUCUGGAUGAGUGUCGUCUGUCUCUGGAUUUUCAGAGCGAUGUGAGGUUGUGUGAUGUGACUGAAUCAGCCUCAGUGGACGAGCUGCUGACGAACCUCAUUGUGGGGAAUCUGCUUCCCUCGUCUCUCAUCUGGAUCACCUCCAGACCAGCAGCAGCGGAUCUCGUCCCCUCUGAGUGUGUCCAUCGAGUGACAGAGGUACGAGGCUUCAGUGACACACAGAAGCAGGAAUACUUCAGGAAGAGGAUCAGUGAUCAGAGUCUGGCCCACAGGAUCAUCUCACACCUGAAGUCCUCAAGGAGCCUCUUUAUUAUGUGCCACAUCCCAGUGUUCUGCUGGAUCUCAGCCACUGUUCUAGAGGAGAUGUUUAGGAAAUCACGGAAAGGAAAGCUUCCCAAGACUCUCACUCAAAUGUACACACACUUCCUGCUCAUUCAGACCAACAUCAAACAUGAGAAGGACUAUGAGAAGAAAGUGAAAGAUGAAGACAUGAUCGUCAAACUGGGGGAACUGGCGUAUCGGCAGCUUGUGAAAGGCAACCUGAUCUUCUAUGAGGAAGACCUGAGCGAGUGUGGCAUUGAUGUGGCAGAAGCAUCAGUUUACUCAGGAUUGUGCACUCAGAUCUUCAGAGAGGAGUUGGGCUUGUGUCUGGGGAAAGUCUUCUGCUUUGUUCAUCUGAGCAUUCAGGAACAUCUAGCAGCUCUAUAUGUGCAUCUCUCCUUUAUCAACAAUAACAUCAAUGUGUUUGACCAGAUUACCAAACCAACUAAUGGAGGCAAAGUGUCCCUAUCUGAUCUCCAUCAGAGAGCUGUGGAUGAGGCUUUACACAGUAGAAAUGGGCAUCUGGACCUUUUCCUUCGUUUCCUUCUGGGUCUGUCAGUGGAGUCUAAUCAGAGUCUCUUACAAGAACUAAAGACACAGACAGCAAACCGCUCUCACAACAAUGAGGAAACAGUUGACUAUAUUAAAGAGAAGAUCAGGGAGAAUCCCUCUCCAGAGAAAUACAUCAAUCUGUUUCACUGUCUGAAUGAACUGGGGGAUCUUUCUCUAGUCAACGAAGCUAAACCUCAUACGGGCCCUGGAGGAUUAGGUGCUGUGAAACUCUCCUCGUCUCAGUGGUCAGCUUUAGUGUUUGUGAUGUUGUCCUCAGAGAAGACACUGCAGAGGUUUGACCUGUGGAACUUAAUUGGAGGCAGUAAUGAUGGUGUCCCAGAAAACACAGGAGAUGAAGUUCUUCAGAAGCUGAUGCCUGUGGUUACAGCAACUAGAUGCGCUUGGUAAGUAACACUGAGAACA
Molecule: messenger RNA, 2644 nt
Organism: Pimephales promelas (fathead minnow)
Lineage: Eukaryota; Metazoa; Chordata; Actinopteri; Cypriniformes; Leuciscidae
Source: RefSeq, a predicted model, not a curated record